Molecule: messenger RNA, 1944 nt
Organism: Chaetomium fimeti
Lineage: Eukaryota; Fungi; Ascomycota; Sordariomycetes; Sordariales; Chaetomiaceae
Exons: 3
Coding region: 257-1537 (426 amino acids)
Biological process (GO): translational initiation
Cellular component (GO): eukaryotic translation initiation factor 2B complex
Molecular function (GO): translation initiation factor activity; guanyl-nucleotide exchange factor activity
Source: RefSeq, a predicted model, not a curated record
GGAGCUUGAGCAUGUCAUUGACUCACAUUCCAUCCCUUCAAGAUCCUUUUUUGAGCCAACCUACCACAAACUGCCCGAUUUUGGACCACAUCCUACCCCCACUAUCACCGAGGAUUCUCUACAGCAUAGAAAAUCCUGGACCCGAUCCGCGACCUAGAUCGCCUAUUAUCCGUGUUUCCACUCCCAACGCGGGGUCCUUGGAACGCCGAGCUGCCGACAGUUCUGCCCCGCGAUCCAUCACCAAACAGACAAAGCCAUGGCUCCCUCACAAGCGGCCCAUGUGCCCACGCUGGACAACUUAAUAAAGUCGUUUAACAACCAAACCCUCGAGGCGUCGAUUGAAUCCCUGAUUUUUCUCCUGAAGAGGCGCCAGGUCAAGGGCGACGAAUGCGCCAAAGCAACCGCACACAUCCUCCGACAGGUUGUCGCCAAAUCCAAGUGGAACGAUGUCGACCAGCUUCUGUCUAGGGUCCAGAGCGCUGGGUCGAGGCUGGCUCGGGCUGCCCCGAUAGAGCCUGUCAUCGGAAAUGUGGUGCGACGUGUCUUGGGCUUGAUCCGUGACGAGGCGACCGAGGACAGGAACGCCGACGAUUUGGCUAGCGAGGCCGCUUCCGACAUCCAGAGCUUGACUCCGAGCACCAACCCGAACGCUCAUCCCCCACAGCGGCCCGCCCACGUCCCGGUGCGCCCUUCUCCUUCCGUCAUCUCGACAGGCCUGCAGGUCUCCAAGUCCAUGUUCAACCUCCUCUCCGUUGCGAACCCCGGCGACUCGCCAAUAACAGGGGCAUCGACCCCAAUGUCACAGGCUCAGCCAGCCAGUGUGCAUGCUCUGCGUUCCGAAGUCAUGGACGGAAUCGAGGAGAUCUUGGACGAAAUCAACCAGGCCGACGACCAGAUUGCAGGGUUCUCGGAUAUCCAGAUCCAUCCUGGUGACUACGUGCUGGCCUACCAGCCAUCAAGGACCGUCGAGAGGUUCCUUAUCAAAGCUGCAUCAAAACGGCGUUUUACUGUUAUUAUCGCCAGCCAUGCGUUUUCCGACGGGGCCUCCGAGCCUCCCUACGCCAUGCUACGGAAGAAGCUCAACGCGGCUGGAGUAAACACAAUCAACCUGGCGAGCAACGGCCUGAUGGCGUAUAUCCCCAGGGUCAACAAGGUCAUCUUCAGCGCAAAGGCCGUAUACCAGAACGGAGGUCUGCUGGUGGACAGCGGUUCCUGCAUUGCUGCCCAGGCAGCGCACGAAUACCUCAAGCCUGUCAUCGUUCUCUGCCCCGUCUACAAAUUCUGCCCCGAGGAUCCAUCAGACGAGGUGUCGAGGGGCGAGCUAGGCAACCCGUCCAGCUAUGUGAGCUACGCAAAUGGCCCAGCGGUAGACGCGCUCGAAGUGGAGAAUACUGUCACAGACUACAUCCCGCCAGAGCUUAUUGAUGUCUACCUCACCAAUCUGGGCCCUCAAACGCGGCAUCAUCUUGCGAGCAUCCUCGCAGACCACUAUAAGACGGAGGAUAUUGGCUUCUCUUUGCAACUUGGCGAGCCAUGAGGCUAGCCGGUAUUGGCACAUUCGAGCCGAGGCCGCCAAGGACGCGACAGCUCUUUCGUGGCCCUAGAAAUGCAUCGAGAUUUGGCAUCUGACGACUUACCCGAAUGGUCCCCCUGGAACUAACAGCAUGCUGGGGAGGUGCAUCAUUCCCAUACCACCCGGCCGCGUAAGCCGGGUGCGGAUUGCGUGGGACAAAGCUGCGGGGAACAAGGGGAGAACCCCAACAGCGGGGCGAUGUCAGCCAAGACCUCCCACCUCAAAGGCCCAAUCGUCGGGUCUUGGCGAAUGAGAGGUCGGACUUCUGACGUGGGGCUGAUUAGUGAAGCGUUCCUGAGCUUACGCCUCGCCCGAAGCUGAGGGCGCCAGUGACUCUUUUGCGCAUCCAAUAAACCAUAUCACCCCACCUA